Molecule: messenger RNA, 1770 nt
Organism: Cyprinus carpio (common carp)
Lineage: Eukaryota; Metazoa; Chordata; Actinopteri; Cypriniformes; Cyprinidae
Product: coiled-coil domain-containing protein 28B-like
Exons: 6
Coding region: 618-1259 (213 amino acids)
Source: RefSeq, a predicted model, not a curated record
GUACCAUGAGCCACUAGAUGGUGACAAACAGAUUUCGGUCAACGGUUGACUAUAAUGAACACAGAUAUUUACAUAGCCAUUUCGUUUUGUGGUAUAUAAUGGCUUAUUAAAUGCCGCUAUAUAAAUAGCCAGCUGUGUGGAUGAGGUUCUAAUAAUUAGUUUAAGGCUCUUUAAACUGAAGCUGGCAUCUUUUUAUUGUGAUUACGUUCUUAAUACGGCGAAGGUCCAGCUCAUGAAUAUUAAUACUGUUAUUUUGACGUUGCUCAGAAGCAUACCCAUUGCAGAGGCUUGGCUCUUGAAUAUUAAUUAGAUAAUAGUGACGCUUCUUUAAUGCCGUCCAAUAACAAAAGCGUGUCUUAUUAAUAUUAACACCUACGCUUCACCAUAGGACUAAUCGGAGAAUCGCGGUCGGGAAGCAGGAGAGCUCACUCUGGAAACGGCAAGCGCUUGGUCUCUGCUGUUAAAACGGACCACGUAUAAAUCCUGCGUUACUGGGAUGGAAAAACCAACACGGGCGCCUUAAAUUUGCGUUGAAAAGUUCGAAGAGCCUCAUCCUUGUCCGCGAGCCGUAGCUUAGAGGUCCUGUUUGUGUGUCUUAGAAAGUGCCACUGCGCCUCAUGGAAGACAAGAGGAAGAAAAGGAGUCCCAAAGUGUCCCUUCCCCAGCCUCCUCCUCCACCAAUCAACCCUCGAAAGCUCACCGUUCUCCCAGCGAGCAAAAGUGCCACAUUCUCAUUGGGUUUACCCCAGCCCCCCUCCCCCAAACCCCGAGGCAAGUUCAAGAGAUCGGUGGGGGCAAUGGGCCCUUCUAAAGAAGCUCUCGCUGUUCCUGUGGUUCCCCCCAAAAACACAAGGCCUCACAGAGAGAAACCCAGAGCUCCUCAGCCUGCUGGACCCAGCCGAGUGUCCCAGUCCUCCUCACCACUCCAGCACUCAUUCCUCACCGACGUCUCUGAUGUGAGAGAGAUGGAGGGAGGACUGCUCAACCUGCUCAAUGACUUCCAUUCUGGAAAACUACAGGCUUUCGGUAAGGUGUGCUCCUUUGAGCAGCUAGAGCACGUGAGGGAGAUGCAGGAACGUCUGGCCCGGCUGCAUUUCAGUCUGGACAGUCAUGUGGAGGAGCUGUCUGAAGACCAGAGAAAAAACGCUUCGGACCGCAAUCUAGAACAUUUGCUUUCUAAUCUGGAAGAAUUGAGCAGCUCAAUACAGAAACUCAACCUGGCGGAAAAUCAAGACUUACCCAAGACCUCCAGCACCUGAAGCGGGAAACCAAAUCCAGCUGACCAUCAAAUCACUGUGCCGACCAAAGCCCAAGUUGCCAUGGCUACAACUCAACUGCAAGUUACUGAAGCACCAUCAUCGUUAUCUGUGGCUAAUGCAAUGCUAAAUGAUGGCAACAGCAUCAAAGCACAUUCUCCAUGUAAACAAAAUUCAACUGCAAAAAUGGCAGUUCUUAUUUUUUAAAUGCUUUGAUCUUAGCAUUUGAGUUUUAAUAAUUCCAAUGAUUUUGAGCCUAAAAGCUAAAUCCCCCCCUCUUUGUUGCAGUGUUUAAAGGGAUAGUUCACCCAAAAAUGAAAAUUGUCAAUAAUUAUUCACCCUCUUGUCGUUCCAAACACGUAAGACAUUAAAGGUUCAUCCUCAGAACACAUAUGACCCUGGACCACAAAGCCAGUCUUAAGGGUCAAUUUUUGAGAUUUAUACAUCCUCUAAAAGCUGAAUAAAUAAGCUUUCCAUUGAUGUAUGGUUUAUUAGGAUCGGACAAUAUUUGGCU